Molecule: messenger RNA, 1066 nt
Organism: Bursaphelenchus okinawaensis
Lineage: Eukaryota; Metazoa; Nematoda; Chromadorea; Rhabditida; Aphelenchoididae
Source: the annotation of a GenBank genome assembly
AUGCUUAAGGCGGUGUUGUGGUUGUACUUGGCACAUCUCGGUGAGUCCAUUUUGAAGCAUUUUAUGAAGGUUUAGAGUUCGAUUAUUCUAUAAUAUCCAUGAUUUUCAUGGUAUUUCGUAUAUGCAGGUUGAUAUUUUGUUGACUUUACAAUAUACAUCUUCUUUUUAUGAUAUGGUUUACUUUUGAUGAGCGUAGUUUAAGAAUUUGAAGGCUUGUGGGAGUUCUAACUAUCAAUAAAUGUCGUUUAGUGUUGGUAUCUUGUUCAUGGGAUGGACCGAUUGUGACAGUGGAAAAGGAAGAGAAGAUACCAACAGUUGCAGGUAAUUUACUAUUUAUUUAUUCUAUUACCCAACACUUAAAUGUUACAAUUUAACUACCAAAAGUGUACUAAUUACUUAUUAACCAUUCUUUUAUUAGGUCAUUUCGACAAAAUUAAAGAUUAACGGUACUAAUUAACAAUUUAAGUACCAAUUACUAAAUUUGUUUUACCGACUUCUAUUACUUGUAAACAUGUUUGUAUAUGUUUACUGUACAGUAUUACUGUUGUCGCGACGUAAUAGUAGUACAUUAAAUUACUUUGUUUGUCUUUGUUUAUGAGUCAUUUUAGAGAAUCACGAUGAAGUGAAUCAGAAUCGGGUCGACGUAGCAGUCACACACGGUGAGUUAUUACUGUUAAGAGACAAAAAGUAAUAAGAUAUGGUAGAUAAAAGCAUAGUUCAUUCACAUUUAAAGAGUAAGAUACAUAGUAAUACCUAAUUAUAAAAAAAAAGUCUACUUUCAUAAUUGAAUAGAAUAUAUUUUAAUGAUUAUAAAUUGAUAAAAAAGAUAACUCGUCAAUUUAAAAUGACUUUAAUGCCAAAAAAAACCCGCCAUUAACAACAAUAUUUAUUUCUAACAUUAACCAUAAAUACUUUAUAAUAUAACACUGUAAACAAAUCUAAAAAUACUUUGGUAAUCAAAUACAAUUAUAUUACUUUAGAUGCUCCAGAAAGCAGCACAAUGCAGAGAGAAGUGUCUUUAACUCUAAUACCGGUUAUGUAUAUAGUCAUGUGUAUAUUACAAUAA